Molecule: messenger RNA, 2538 nt
Organism: Thlaspi arvense
Lineage: Eukaryota; Viridiplantae; Streptophyta; Magnoliopsida; Brassicales; Brassicaceae
Source: the annotation of a GenBank genome assembly
AUGGGGAACUGUGUAUCACUACAUAUGUUUGGUGAUGGAAAUCGCAUGCACAUGAUGGGUGCAAAUCUCGAGGCUCUACAGAAGGCUAUGCAAGAGCUCAAGGAGAGACGAGAUGAUUUGCUAAGAAGAGUUGUCACAGAAGAAGAAGACGAAGGUUUGCAACGGCUUGCCCAAGUUCAAGGAUGGUUUUCAAGGGUCGAAGGUGUCGAGUCUAAAGUCAAUCAUCUGCUUGAGACAAGGUCAACCCAAACUAAAAGCUUGUGUCUUUGCGGUUAUUGUUCUCUGAAUUCCAUAUCAGGCUGUUAUUAUGGUAGAAAGGUGAUGAGGAAGUUGAACGAAGUUAAAGGACUUCUAUCUAAUGGAGUUUUUGAAACGGUGGCUGAGAAGAUCACUGCACCUAAGGCGGAGAAGAAACAUAUCCCAACUAGUGUUGGCUUGGAGACACAGGUCAAAAAGGCAUGGAACCGCCUCAUGAAAGAUGGACAAAAAAGAACUUUGGGUCUACAUGGUAUAGGCGGAAUAGGCAAAACCACCCUCUUAGCUGGUAUUAACAAUAAGUGUCUUGAAGAGAUAUAUGGAUUUGAUGUUGUUAUAUGGGUUGUGGUCUCCAAAAACUUGCAGUAUCAAGGCAUCCAGGAUCAGAUUUUGCGAAGACUAGAUCUUGACAAGGAAUGGGAACAAGAAACAGAAGAGCAGCGAGCUUAUGCGAUAUACAAUAUUCUCAACGAAAAGAAGUUUGUGCUGUUAUUGGAUGAUCUGUGGAGCAAAGUAGAUCUGACAAGAGUAGGAGUUCCACCUGUGACUCAAGAAAAUGGAUCCAAGAUAGUUUUCACCACUCGUUCUAAGGAAGUUUGCACAGACAUGGAGGCUGAUGAAGUGAUGGAAGUUGUUUGUUUAGAAUCAUUUGAAGCGUAUCUUUUGUUUCAAAGGAGAGUUGGAAACUACACAUUAGACAGCCAUCAAGGUAUAUUCGAGCUUUCAAGAAAAGUCGCUCGUAAAUGUAAGGGACUGCCACUUGCACUCAAUACCGUUGGCGCAUCAAUGGCAUAUAAAGAGACAGUUAAAGAGUGGAAGGACGCGAUUGAUGCUCUGAGUUUCCCUGACCCUGAGUUACUUCUACUUACGGAAGAAAAGACCCUCGUUCCUCUUUUGAAGUUCAGUUUUGAUAACUUAAGGGAUAAAAAAGUCAAACUGUGCUUCUUGUAUUGUUCCCUGUUUCCGGAAGAAAUAGAGAAGAAUGAGUUGAUAGAGUAUUGGGUACGCGAAGGGUUUGUAGAUGGAAAGAGGGAUGAAGAUGGAACUAACAAGCAAGGGGAUAGGAUGAUUGCCUUGUUACUUGGUGCACACCUACUGAUGGAUGGUGAAGUCAGCACGAGAGUGAAAGUGCAUGAUGUGGUGCGUGAGAUGGCUUUUUUGUUAGCAACUUACUUUGCAAACAAGAAAGAAAUAUUUUGCUUUUGGUCACACCGGGUGCCCAAGGACAUCAGUUCGAAGGAUGCAAGAUGGAUGUCUUUAAUGAGUAAUCAGAUUACUGAGUUAUCUUGCAGUCCCAAGUGCCCCAAGCUUUUGACCUUGAUCCUUCGGGACAACAAGUUGGUUGAUAUCCCAGGUGAAUUCUUUAGGUUCAUGCCAGCACUUGUUUCGUUGGAUCUUUCCGAGAACAAGAGUCUUGUUGGAUUGCCGGAUGAAAUUUCCAGCUUAGGCUUCUUGCAAUACCUGAACUUGUCACACACAGGGAUAAAAUCAUUACCAGCUGGUAUAAAGGAGCUGAGGAGACUGAUGGAGUUGGAUCUGAACUUCACUCCCGGGCUUGAAAGCAUUGCCGGGAUAUCAACGAGUAUACCAGACCUUGAAGUCUUGAAGCUGUUGCAUUCCGGUGUCUGUAUCGAUGAGGGAUUGAUGAAAGAGCUACAAGUGAUGGAGCACUUGAAGGUGUUGAAGGCAACGAUAGAGGACGCCGUGGUGUUGGAAAGUGUACAAGGAAUGGUGCGACUUGCGAGUUGCAUACAAACUUUGUGUAUCAGAAAGAUGUCAGCGCCGGUUGUAAUACUGAACACGGUGGCUCUGAGUGGUCUUGAACAUCUUGCUGUUGUGAAGUGCAAACUCUCUGAGAUAGAGAUAGACGGGAAAAGCAAAGAAAGCAAGGAGAUUCUUCCAUGUACAAGUGCUCCUCCAAGCUUCAAGCAACUAACCGGGAUCCAUAUAGGUGAUUUGGAAGGUCCGAGGGAUUUGACAUGGCUGGUAUUUGCUCAGAACCUCAGGUAUCUAGUUGUGAAGGAGUCGUCAAGCAUACAGGAGAUAAUAAACACAGAGAAAGCAAUCAGUAUUUGCAAUGCGCAUCCAAGUAUUGCUGCACCGUUUGGGAAGCUGGAACACUUUAAAUUAAGUGGUAUGGCUGAACUAGAGAUAAUCGGCCGGAAUCCUCGAGCUCUGCCAUGCCUGAAAGAGUUCAUUGUCCUAGCCUGCCCGAAGCUGCCACUGAGUUUGAGAGACAGGACAAAGAAUAAUGUGAGGAAGGUGUCAGAAAAACGUUCCUAA